AUGACGCCCAAACGAAGCCUCUCUCCAGCUGAGGAUGUGCAGCCGAAUCCGAAGCGCUCGCGGGUGGACUUUGACGUUUCGGAGAUGGAAGAUUUAUUAGACGAUGAUUCAAGGGCAAUCGAGUCGCUCGCUCCGACGCAACAAUUCCAAGCUAGGUCCGGCAUCCAGCGUUCAAUCGCCAUGGUCCUGAAGCACGACGGGUUCGAGUCCGCGAGUCCCGAAGCGCUGGAGAGCUUUACCGGGAUGGUGGAAACAUACCUCGAAGGUAUGAUAUCGGAAGCCAAAACUCUCGCUCUCGCUGCUCGCCGCGAACACCCCAUUCCUUCCGAUUUUGAACACAUGCUACGGCGACAUAACAUCCGUCCAUCUUCUCUGAAGCCCCAUCUAAAGCACCCCAUUCCGAAGGCGGACCUUACUCCCAAGUAUGCCGAUGCUUAUCUGGAGGACGAGGACGCGUAUACCACGCUGCCCCUCCUGGGCGAGGAACUCAGUGGACAGGCCGACAAGGACGAAAAGGAAUUCAUCCCGACAUCGUUCCCCGACUUCCCUAGCAAGCACACAUACAAGUUCACACCACAGGAGGACACCAAUACCCGAGAUUCCAAGAAGAUCCGCGAGGAGGCUGCAAGGACCGCACAGCAGGGUGAAGAUGCUCUCCGACGGCUAGUUCGAGCCUCUAAAAUGCGCAAACAGAAGGAGGCUAAAUUAUUGGUUGAGCGCGACAUCCAUGGCAAGGAACGCUUCCGUCUAUGGGAGUCAACCAUGAAGCGCUUCAUGGGCGUCGAGGGCCGAGGCGAGCACACCGACCUAGUGGAGAUUGCAGACCACAGCAUGAUUGUCAAUGGCGACAUUCUCUUCCUGCGCAAAGAAGUCCCGCGCCUGGGCAAGAGAUCCGCUGUUCUGGCGGGCAAGAACCCCAACAUGCUCCUCUCUGCCAGCCGAGACAAGACUCUGAUCAUCUGGAACCUCACCCGCGAUGAGACCCAGUACGGCUACCCCAAGCGAUCGCUCAAGGGUCACUCCCACAUCGUCUCCGACUGUGUCAUCUCCUCUGAUGGUGCCUACGCUCUGUCCGCUUCUUGGGACAAGACCCUGCGCCUCUGGGAGCUCGCCACUGGCACCACCACUCGACGAUUUGUCGGCCACACCAACGACGUCCUCUCCGUCUCCUUCUCUGCCGACAACCGACAGAUCGUCUCUGGCUCUCGCGACCGAACAAUCAAGCUGUGGAACACCCUCGGUGACUGCAAGUACACCAUCAGCGAGAAGGGCCACACCGAGUGGGUCUCUUGCGUCCGAUUCAGUCCCAACCCCCAGAACCCCGUCAUUGUCUCCAGCGGCUGGGACAAGCUCGUCAAGGUUUGGGAGCUCUCGACUUGCAAGCUCCAGACUGACCACAUCGGUCACACCGGAUACAUCAACACUGUCACCAUCUCCCCUGACGGUUCUCUCUGCGCCUCCGGUGGCAAGGACGGUACCACCAUGCUCUGGGAUCUCAACGAGUCCAAGCACCUCUACUCCCUCAACGCCAACGAUGAGAUCCACGCUCUCGUCUUCUCCCCCAACCGAUACUGGCUUUGCGCUGCUACUGCCAGCAGCAUCAUCAUCUUCGACCUCGAGAAGAAGAGCAAGGUUGACGAGCUCAAGCCUGAGUUCACCUCUGUCGGCAAGAAGAGCCGGGAGCCCGAGUGUGUCAGCUUGGCCUGGUCCGCUGAUGGCCAGACUCUGUUCGCUGGUUACACUGACAACGUCAUCCGUGCCUGGGGUGUUAUGUCCAGGGCGUAA
This is a messenger RNA of Ilyonectria robusta, 1785 nucleotides long. RefSeq names its product WD40-repeat-containing domain protein. The coding region runs from base 1 to 1785 and encodes 594 amino acids. NCBI's taxonomy places the organism in Eukaryota, Fungi, Ascomycota, Sordariomycetes, Hypocreales, Nectriaceae. Gene Ontology annotation, biological process: positive regulation of protein phosphorylation; rescue of stalled cytosolic ribosome. Gene Ontology annotation, molecular function: ribosome binding; translation regulator activity; protein kinase C binding. The record is from RefSeq and is a predicted model, not a curated record. Gene Ontology annotation, cellular component: nucleus; cytosol. The transcript has 5 exons.